This is a messenger RNA of Prunus armeniaca (apricot), 417 nucleotides long. Lineage: Eukaryota; Viridiplantae; Streptophyta; Magnoliopsida; Rosales; Rosaceae. The record is from the annotation of a GenBank genome assembly.
AUGGAGAUUGUUCCGACUACGCACUACGACAACUUGAAGAGGUAUUGGAGAAGGAGAAAGUACCAAAGGCUGAAUGGUGACACCAAGAAGAAGAUGAGAGUCACAAGGCUUGGCGGAGCCAAUGGCACCAAAACUACCAGACGGGUUUGGAAGCUCAGAAGCGCCAUACCAAAGCUCAGACUGAUGAAGUUUCUCUCCCCAAUUAAGCUCUUGGCAAAGUUCCACGAUGCUUACGUUGACAUGAUGUAUCGGAUUGCCGGCAACGCUGCGAGUGUAGGAAGGGUUUCGGGGAAGAAGGUUGCGAAAGCUCAAGACCAGAUUUCAAUGGCUUCUUGUGGGGAGGAAGUUGAUGGUAGAUUGGUUUUGGAGAUUUACAAGAGAUUGGCUGCUUCUCGCCAAUUAUUAAUUGAGAAUUGA